AUGCCGCCGACGAGCACGGGCCAAGUCCCCGAGCUCCACUCCAGCUCACCGGCAAGCAAGACGGCUGCGCUCACACGUCGCGCGCCUCCGUACCGCCGCCGCCAUCGCCUACAGGAGCUCGUCGCUCGGCGGGCGUUCACGACGGCGCCCGGCCCUGGGUCUUCGCCAACGGUCUCCACAGUCCCGUUCAACGGCGACCUGCAGCUGGUUUCGGUGCUGACUCCGCUGUUUACCUGCCGCGAAGCUGCCGGCGUUAUCAUCAGCCGACACGGUGCGCGUGUCAUGCAUAGCCGCAAAGCAAAGCUUUGCCGAGCUCCGCGCUCCGCUGAGCUGAGAGCCUUGCCUGCCUUCCGGGUGCUGAGCUGCCAGUGCAGCAGAGCGCAAAGCUCAACGCUGAAUGUGCCGAUUGAAGCUGCCGUUGAAGCUGCGGCAACCCUCCUGGUGGUGGGCAGCAUCCCGCUGGCUACUUCGAAGGACGACGAGCUGCUCGUCGGGUUUUGCGGUGCUCCGAUCCUGAAGUGCGCGUACCUAUCUGUCCGCGGCUUCUGA
This is a messenger RNA of Phytophthora sojae, 549 nucleotides long. RefSeq lists its product as hypothetical. The record is from RefSeq and is a predicted model, not a curated record. The coding region runs from base 1 to 549 and encodes 182 amino acids. NCBI's taxonomy places the organism in Eukaryota, Oomycota, Peronosporomycetes, Peronosporales, Peronosporaceae. The transcript is spliced from 2 exons.